Mesorhabditis belari is the source of this 507-nucleotide messenger RNA. Lineage: Eukaryota; Metazoa; Nematoda; Chromadorea; Rhabditida; Rhabditidae. The record is from the annotation of a GenBank genome assembly.
AUGUUCGUUGAUGUCGGGUCGCUCUCUUCCCUUGUCAAUGACCGCUUGUCGUCUUCGCGCUUCUCUUCAUCGAUUCGACUAGUGGGUCACUCCGGCACUAGCACGCAGCCGUGUUUUCAAUUUAGAAAUUUAACAUAUGGGCGAUCAUUCGAAUCACCCAACCUGGCAAGCUCGGCGAAAUUUCACAGAGAAUGGCCGCUCGCCGCCACCGAACUCGGGGCAAUCGUCAUUCAGGAACCAAAAUCGGCUAUCUUCUCUUUUCUCACCUUCGUCACGACGUAUCUCUUUUGGCAACAACUCGACUGGCGAUCAAAUAUACAAAAUAAACAAAUCUGGCGGGGAUACAAUGUUAUCGGAAUGAUCGCUUGGUUCUUGUCGACGAUUUUUCAUUGUGUCGAUUGUUGGGUGACCAAGUGGAUGUACUAUUUUUAUGUGAUUUCGCCGACAUCUGUGUGGCAUCAAGUGGACGUCCUCUACACAUUACCGUGGACCACGAAAAAACAUUUU